AUGCCCAAGCAAAGCAAAGUUACCGCUGCUGAAAAGAAAUUGCAGGACAUUCAGAAGAAGCUGUGCUCUCUUAGAGAAGAGCAGGAGCAUUUGGCAGAGGAGAGCCGUAAAAUGAAGGAAGAAAUUAAAGUCAAAAUGAAAGCACAGAAAAAUCAGGAGGUGGUUUACUUCAGCGCUGAGAAUAAAUUGAAACAAUUAGAAAAGGAGCAAUGCCUUCUUCAGGAGCGAAUUCACAAAAUAAGUCAUGGCAGUGGCAGAAGAAGCCAUGAGACUGAGCAAGCACAGCAUCAACAAAAAAUAUCUGCCUUCAAAAAGCAGCUGGAAAAGCUUGAGGAAGAGUCCAGCACUCUGAAUCAAGAGAUUAAGGACAAACAACAAGCUCUGUUUAAAGGAAGAGAGGAAUAUGAUAAACUGAGCAUGGAGGAAAAGAACAUCCAGGUCUCUCUGGAGUCCAAACUGAAGAGAAAAAAGCAGCUAAUGGCCAGCAGAUCCAACAGACUGAGACGCUUUGGCGAUCACAUGCCAGAGUUGUUGGAGUCCAUCAACAAAGCCUUCUCUCAGGGCCGAUUCAUCAAGAAGCCUGUGGGACCAAUAGGUGCAUGCAUCAGCCUAAAGGAUCCCAGUUUAGCCGUGGCUGUGGAGAGUUGCUUACGAGGUUUAAUUAAAAGCUUUUGCUGUGAUAAUUACAGGGACGAAAAAGUCCUGCAAGGACUGAUGUCCUCAUACUUCCCCAGAGGCAACAGGCCUCAGAUAAUCGUGUGUCCAUUCACGGACAGAGUUUAUAACCUGCAAGACCGUGGAGUCCAGCAUCCUGAGUUUCCAUCUGUGCUGUACUGCCUCAAUAUCGAGAACCCAGUGAUAACAAACUGCCUCAUUGACAUGAGGAGCAUUGAGAGCAUUCUGAUUAUCAAAGAGAACGCUCGUGCGAGGAAUGUCAUGCAGGGGUCGAGACCCCCAAAGAAUUGUCGUGAGGCCUUCACUGCAGAUGGUGAUCAGGUCUACACCAAUCGCUAUUACACAACUGAACGUGAAGUACUGGCCCAAUAUCUUGGUGGAGACCCAGAGGCAGAAAUACGUCUAGUGGAGUCAGAGCUGGAGAACAAUCAGGCUCAGCUUUCACGGUUCCAGCUUCACUUGGGCUCUGUGAAGGAAGACAUUCAGUUCAUGGAGGAGAAGCUGCGUAGUGUCAUCAUGGCCUGCAAAAAGAAUCAGGAAAGUAUAAACAAGGUUAAAGCUUCCAUAACCGAACUUAAGAACAUUGAAGAGGCGCAUGCUGAAGACAUCAGCUCCCUGGAAGAAGAAGAACAAGAAAAUGAACAGAAGAUCGAAUCGGAGAGGAAAAACGUGAAAGAGGCUCAGGAUGAGUUAAAGAAACAUGAGAGAGUGCUUAUGAAUAUUAAUCAGAAAUAUAAAGAUGUGAAAAAUAAAAUGGAGCAACUCUCAGAUGAGACGGAACAACUGAAGGAGGAGCAAGUUAAGGCAGAGGCUGUGUGCAGUAAACUUGAUCAAACCUUGAAGAUCUUGGAGAAGAAACUUGAGGAUCAUCAGGCUACUGUUCAGGCCAUGAAAGAUGAUCUGUCUCUCAGAGAGGAAUUAACACAGGAUUGUGAAGCCAAAGCCAAAGAGAUCUGUCCUGUGCGACAGCAGGUAGAUCAGAGUGCCAAAAGUAUUGAUGCCGAAAUCACACGCCUGCGACAAAAAAUCAGUACGGAAGAGAGCAGCCAUGGCGACAAGGAACAAGUUAUCAGAGAGUACGCAGAGGCUCACAGUAAUUACAAAAGCAAAUCCAGUCAGCUGAGGGAUCUCAGGAAGUUUAUUGAUCGCCUCGACCACAUCAUGAUUGACCGUCAGGACCGAUACAAAUCAAUGCGACGGUCACUUUCUGUGAGAUGCAAGCUGUACUUCAACAACUUCAUGAUGCAGCUGAACUGCUGUGGCUCUAUGAUGUUUGAUCACAUCAAUGAAACUCUGUCCAUUUCUGUGAAACCCCCUGGUCAGGAAAAAAACAACGUCAAUGACAUGCGUUCCCUCUCGGGAGGCGAGCGCUCCUUCUCCACUGUCUGCUUCAUUCUGGCACUCUGGGAGAUUACCGAGUCACCCUUCCGGUGCCUGGACGAGUUUGAUGUCUACAUGGACAUGCAUAAUCGCAGCAUUUCAAUGAACAUGCUUGUGGCACUUUCAGAACGUCAACAUCUGCGACAGUUCAUCUUCAUCACCCCUCAGUCCACCAGCCAUCUGCCUAAUAGUUCCCAUAUUACGAUCCACCAGCUUCAGGAUCCAGAGAGAGAAGCGGAGGAGGAGUGAGAUGUGUGUUAGGUACGGACAUUGCCUGGAGAGACUGUACUGAAAGUGUGUAAAGUUUAUAUGUCUGUACAGUUUAUUAUGCAUUUGCUUUUAUUUAUUUUUAAAGAAGUUUUAUGGUUCUAGCUCCUCUGCAAAGGAUGUUUCAAAAGCACAAAGCGUGCGCCUAAUUUGUGUUAUUGUGAAGUUCACACCAUUUCAUCAAGUUCAUGUGGUCUUUUAAGAAAAAAAAAAAAGGAGGCUCAAGGAAUAGUUCACCCAAAAAUUUAAAUUUGCUGG
This is a messenger RNA of Sinocyclocheilus anshuiensis, 2580 nucleotides long. Its product is annotated as structural maintenance of chromosomes protein 6-like. Gene Ontology annotation, cellular component: nucleus; Smc5-Smc6 complex; site of double-strand break. Gene Ontology annotation, biological process: double-strand break repair via homologous recombination. The coding region runs from base 1 to 2304 and encodes 767 amino acids. The transcript is spliced from 18 exons. Gene Ontology annotation, molecular function: single-stranded DNA binding; damaged DNA binding. Lineage: Eukaryota; Metazoa; Chordata; Actinopteri; Cypriniformes; Cyprinidae. The record is from RefSeq and is a predicted model, not a curated record.